AUGGACGACGAAUUCAUUUCCUUCGGAUCUGCUGAAGACAACGUAGAGGAAGAGGAGGUAGAGGAGCAAGAGAACGAAGAGACCGAGAGCGGAGCUGAUUACAACAUAGAAGAUAUUCUCAAGAAGGCGGCCAUUACCGUCAAGCGGCAACUGGACAAGCUCGAAUUGGAAUCUGGCAAAAUCUCAUUUGGGACGGACGGAAAGGCUCUCACGCCGGAUGCCGCUGCAACAAAGCCUGCCAAGCACAAGGGCAAGGACCUGCAUCUGGAGAGCGGGUACGAGAAGACGCGCCUUUAUUUGAAGGAAGUGAGGGAAGACAAGAACAAGACCGUAGGCAUGCCGUCGGCGGUAGACCUGAAGUCCAGCAGCAACCUGCGACGAGAAGUCAAGAAGCCACGCAAGGGCGUCAAGCACGCGUGGGGCUUCAUGAGGACCCCUAGGCUGACCGCGGCCAGGAAGCUCGAGUACAAGGUGAUCCUGCUGCGCUCGCAGCUCGAUCCCACGCGCCGCUACAAGCGAAUGCCCGAGAAGAUCCCCAAGGUCUUCCAGAUUGGGCGAGUCGUGUCGGGUGCCGGCGAGUUCUACUCGGGCCGCAUGACGCGCAAGGAGACCAAGAAGUCGCUGGUGCGCACGCGUGCCAAGCGCAAGUACGCCGAGGUGGAGAAGGACAGGAACUCGGGCCGACGCGACUUUGUCAAGAAGCGAAAGGAGGACCGGAUGCCCAAGUGGAAGAAGAACAUGUAA
This is a messenger RNA of Acanthamoeba castellanii str. Neff, 744 nucleotides long. RefSeq names its product estrogen receptor binding protein. Gene Ontology annotation, cellular component: nucleolus. Bases 1 to 744 code for a protein of 247 amino acids. Gene Ontology annotation, biological process: RNA processing. Gene Ontology annotation, molecular function: RNA binding. NCBI's taxonomy places the organism in Eukaryota, Discosea, Longamoebia, Acanthamoebidae. The record is from RefSeq and is a predicted model, not a curated record. The transcript is spliced from 6 exons.